Molecule: messenger RNA, 300 nt
Organism: Staurois parvus
Lineage: Eukaryota; Metazoa; Chordata; Amphibia; Anura; Ranidae
Source: the annotation of a GenBank genome assembly
CAGCUGUGUCCAAUCACAGCUGAUCACAUAGGGGACAUCUACACUGAUAGUCAUCAAUGCCCUGAUUUUCAGUGCAGCCCCAUAAGUGCUGCCUUUCAGUGCCCAUCAUUGUCACGGAUUAGUGCCCAUCAAUGCCAAAUAUCGGUGUCCAUCAAUGCCACAUAUCAGUGCCCCUUAGAGCUGCCUUUCAGUGCCCAUGUGGGAUGCCUGUCACCUAUAAGUGUCAAUCACUGCUGUCUAUCAGUGCCCAUCACUGCUGCCUAUCAGUGUCAUCUAUCAUUGCCAGUCAGUGCCCAUCAG